CGACUGCAACGUUUGAAUUCUCCACAGAUUCUGAAAUCGGGAUGAGCACAGUGAACCGUUGCCUGGAUGCGGCCAAAGCUUGCAACAUUGAUGACGUUUGCCAGAGACUGCGCACCGAGUAUGUGUCAACAUGCAUCAAGCCCUCCACCAAAUCGGGUUUGUGUAACCGAUCAAGGUGCAACAAGGCCUUGCGGCGAUUCUUUGACAGAGUCCCUGCAGAGUACACCCACGAGCUGCUUUUCUGCCCUUGCAGCGACAUGGCCUGUUCGGAGAGACGACGACAGACCAUCGUGCCCAGCUGCUCCUAUGAGGGAGAAGAUAAACCCAGCUGCCUCUCGCAGAUGAGGAUCUGUAAGGCCGACUAUGUUUGCAGGUCCCGUUUGGCCCAGUUUCAGUACGACUGCCAGCCAGACGAGCAGUCUGCCACCGGCUGCACACAGGGAAACUAUGCAGCUUGUCUUAUUGCUUACACUGGAAUGAUAGGCAGUCCAAUCACCCCAAACUAUGUGGACAAUUUCACAUCCGAAGUGUCUCCCUGGUGCUCGUGUUCAGCCAGCGGGAAUCUGAAGGAUCAGUGCUCUGACUUCCUGGACUAUUUCACAAACAACGUCUGUUUACAGAACGCUCUCCUGACGUUUGGAAACGGAUUGGACUUCACACCCACUCCCACCCAACUGCUGCGGUUAAACCCUGCCACAGACAGGGGGCCAUGGAGGACGACGUCUGUGUUUGUCACGCUGGAGACUGAACAGAGCACUCUGAGCCCAGCUAAACCCACACAGGACUCUGUGAAGGUGAGACUUUGGUCUGACUCCACCCCGUCCUUCGACACACAGCAGAACUCUGCUCAAGCACUUGCCGUGACAUCACUACUUGUCUGGAUUUGUUUGUUUCUUAGCCUCUUGCUCAGCUGUGAUCAGUAAACAGACUAAAGACUUUUGGGACAUCUCUUCUGACAGGACCAUGGUUGUGGACCAAAUGGAACAUAUUCAGCUCCAGAGCUGGAGAAACUGGCCAUACUGGCCUCAUUUUUUCUGACAUUGAAGUCAUCGUGUUAUCUCUGUUUCUGUGGAGCCACCAGUAAAACCUACAGAAUCUGAAUUCGCAAGGCACUUUUGUAGAAAUGAAUGUGGUUAGUCAAACACAAAGGCCAGUGGAAAAUGUACCUGUACAUAUGUAAAUAAUGUCGCCACAGAGUCAAUAUGAAACUGUGCUGUUUAUUCAGAAUUUCAUUGUAAAAUCAUAUUUUUUCGAAUCGAAUUCAAAAGACUAAAUCUAACAAGUUUCUAAAGCCCAAAUUACCUUCUAGCACUCCAAAAUCAAUUCCUGAUGAAAUGUGGAGAGGAGUGAAAUGAAGCUUUUUCUUCUUUCUUUUAUAGUUCCUCAUGCAUCAGUUCAACCAUUUGGAGAAACCCUUGAGGAAAACGGAUUUAAUAUCAUUCUGUUCAACUUGACUGAAAAGAAGACAUAGGCUACUUCUGAUCAAUCAUGAAAUGGUAAAGCCUUUGGGUGGGAGUAAACAAUACUCUUCCCGAGGCCCUCAAAAUAUAGACUGUGCUAUUGGGACAUAAGCUACUUCAACUAACCAAUCUUCAGAUGCUGAUUUGAGACUCAUUCAUCUUAGUUCUGGCAUCUCCACAGCUUUGUUUCCUGCCCAGUGCUGUGUCUUUAUGUAUAUUAUGGUAUGUUUAUGAGGAGUCCCGGUGGCUGUGAUUUUGAAUAUGAGGGACUGCGGCCGGAGAGGCAUUUAAGGGGUCCUGCUCAAGGUCUCUUGAUGUUUUUAAGGUAGGCUGGGAAUCUCAUUAUGGAACAUUCUUUGGUUCAUCAUAUGGCACUAAUAAAAGAUGCUGGUUCAUUUAAAGCCUAA
Molecule: messenger RNA, 1867 nt
Organism: Danio rerio (zebrafish)
Lineage: Eukaryota; Metazoa; Chordata; Actinopteri; Cypriniformes; Danionidae
Source: RefSeq, a predicted model, not a curated record